Messenger RNA from Frankliniella occidentalis (western flower thrips), 3180 nucleotides. Its product is annotated as AF4/FMR2 family member lilli. Bases 4 to 2988 code for a protein of 994 amino acids. The record is from RefSeq and is a predicted model, not a curated record. The transcript has 5 exons. NCBI's taxonomy places the organism in Eukaryota, Metazoa, Arthropoda, Insecta, Thysanoptera, Thripidae.
AGCAUGCAGACGACGCAGGAGCUGAGCCCGCGCUCGGCCGAGCCGGCUGUGCUUGACGCGGCCGAGGAGUCGCUCGGGGAGCGGGACUCCCUCCGGGACUCCUUGUGGGAGCGGGACGAGCGGCGGGCCUCGCCGGGGUGCGCGCCGGACCCGCCCGCGGCCGGGGACGCCGUGCUGCGCACCCUCCAGGGGCUCACCAUGACGGUCAAGCAGGAGGACACCGAGCACUCGGUGCCCACGGCGCCCUCGGCGUCGUCGCCGCUGCGAAACGCCGAGAGCCCCGCCUCCAGCAGACCGGUGUCGGCGUCUUCGAGGUCCAGCCCCUCCGUGACGAUGGACAGGCUAAGCCCGGCCAUGACGCAGCCUCAGCAGCAGUACCAGCAGCAACAGCAGCUGCAGCUGCGGCAGAUCCACCAGCGCAUAAAGGAGCAGCAGCAGCAGCUGCAGCAGCAACAGCAACAGCAGCAGCCACAGCAGAGAGAGACGUACAGAGGGACUGAGAGCGGAAGAGGAAGAGGCCGCCGGCGCUCCCGCUGGAAGCUCAAGUUCCACCACCAGGCUCUGCCCCCGGAGUACCUGGACCACUACGAGGCGUCGCUGGCGGGCGGCGGCGCGGGCCGCGGCGGCAGGGACAGCGGCGACGACAAGGCGAGGGUCAUCGGCAGCCGCGCCCCGCGGAACCCGGACCGCAACAAGCGGCCGGCGCCCGCCGCGAGCAGCGCCGCCGCCGCCGCCGCCGCCGCCGCAGCUGCCGCGGAGCCCCAGGCAGCCGCCCCCGCGCUGCCGCCACUCGCGCCCAAGCCCACCAACGGCGACAGCGCGGAGGGCGCGUUCCCCGCCGCGCCGCUCCCUAUCCCCGUGCCCAUGCCGUUCGGUCUCGAGGUGCUGACGCGCUACCAGGCGCUGCUCGGGCAGGGCAAGACUGACCUGGACCCCGCCGCCUUCGUGGCGGGCAACCUCAUGAGCAUCAUGGCGCAGCCCGGGGCGGGCGACCACGCCAAGCAGCAGGAGGAGCAGCAGGCCAACGGGCAGCGCGCGCUCCUGUCCAGCCUGCUGGGGGCUGGCGGGCAGCGCGAGCCCCUCGACGUGUGCCGGGUCCUGCCGCCGGCAUCCGUGCCCGCCUCCAAGGUGAUGACGUUCCAGGACCUGCCCUACAUGGGCGAGAUGACGCUGGACAACAUGAAGCCGAGGCGCGGACGUAAGCCAAAGAAGGCCGACAUCUGCCACCUCAUCUACAAGAACUACGGCACCGUGUUCCCGCGCGACGCCGACGAGGAGGCACCCGCGGCUGCUGUUGCCCCGGCGCACACCCCGGCGCGGCCCGCAGCGGCGGCCCUGCCGCCUCGCCUCAGCCGCAGCGAUGUGCAGAGCAGAAUCAUCUCCAGCCUGCUGGAGAAGCGCCUGACCCAGGAGGAGCAGGCGCAGGCGGCCCUGGGGGCGGCGCUGGUGGCAGCGCGGCCGGCCGGUGCCGAGGAGCCGCUCAACCUGUGCGUCCGUGACCACAACCCGCUCAAGAUCAAGCUCCUCCGCCGGCACGGCAACUUCUACGAGUCAAACGGCGGCGGCAGCAGCAGCGUGGCGACGGCCGGUGCGGUCAAGUCGGAGCCCCCGUCCCCGGAGAGCGAGGUGAUCGAGGUGGACGCCGACCCCAGUCUAGUCAACCAGGAGGACGACGACGAGAACGAGGACGAUGAGGACGAGGACGGCGACGGCAAGUCGACCGCCGACGAGGCGUUCCCCCGGCAGAACAUGCUGUACUGGGGCGGCGCGCAGGGCCACCCCCUGUACGUUCACCCCCUGCUGUACGGCAAGGGGUUCCCGCCGCUGCCAGCGGGGAUGGCGCAGCUACCCCCGCUGCAGGCCAUGUCGCCGCUGCCGCCGCUGCCGCCCCUGCUCAGGCUGCCCGGCCUAGAGGACGAGCCGGCCGCGGCGCCGUCCCCGAUGGCCGCACCGCCCUCGCGCCGCCACGAGAAGCAGCAGCAGCAGCACACGUCGUCGAGGCCGUCCUCCAGGUCGGGCCGGGCGAGCGCAGGCGGCGGCAGGGCGCGGGCCGCGUCGUCCUCUCCGGCCGCCAGCCCCGCGCCCAGCCCGGGGCCCGCGCCUAGCCCGCCCAAGAGAAAGCGCUCUGCCAUAUUCAUACCGCCGGUCCCGACGGAAAGCAGCAGCAACCCCACCACAGAGGUCAGCAUCUGCAAGUUUAAGUUUACCGGCGGAGCCAAGCCUAGUCUACAGGAGAAGAAGAUGCUCUCGGUCGACGCGGGUGGCAACUUCCGAUACUAUAGUGGCACAGGGGACAAGUCCAUGAGAGGAUACGAGUUCUUCCCCAGAGAGUCGAUGCAGCAACAACAACAGCAGCAACUACAGCAACAACAACAGCAGCAGCAACAGUUGCAACUACAGCAACAGCAGCUGCUUCCAAAGCCGUAUCCUGCGCAGACGCCGCCGCAACCUCAACCGGAGAACCUGCGCACACUUCUGUUCCAGAACGUUAUGGAGAGCUUGCACAUGCCUCAGCAGGGCCUGCUGGGCUUCCCUCCACAGCAGAUGCCGGUCGGUCGCACGGCUCCCUCCGCGGGAUGGAACGUGGGGAACGUGGAUCCGGACGCAUUGCUGCAGCAGCAGAUGCAGCAGCAGAUGCAGCAGCACCACCGCCACCUGCUACAGCAGCAGCAUCCGAAUGCAAGCCGCAAGAGGAAGACGCGCAAAUCGCUGGAAAGAGAAAAGCUGGAGAGGACGUUCAAGGAGAAGGGCUUCCUCAUCCAGACCCAGCAGCUCGAGUCUGCAGAGGGCGCAACGUACUGCAAGUUCCGGCAGCUGCGCAAGUUCACCCGGUAUCUGUUCCGGAGUUGGAAGGACUACCUGCCCGGCGGGGUCCGCGAGGUGGAGGACGGCCCAGCUCCGGUGCCGCCUGCGGUUGACGAGCGGCCCGCGCCUGCCUACUCGGUGGCUCUCGAGGACGCGGAGGACGUCGACAACGAUCUACUGUAGGGGAUAGUCGGGUAUCGAAAACUUAACCGAAUAGCUAUGUAAACGCAUUGGUCAUUAUUUGUCAGACUUGGUUUCAAGGCUAAAGGAUGUCUUUGUGAGGAACCAUCUGUGAUUUUUGUGAUGUGUAUGGCGAUAAUUAGGCAGUUUGCGUUGUCCGUGUGAAUCUUGCUCAAUGCCCUGCAAUUAGUAAAA